Molecule: messenger RNA, 615 nt
Organism: Lacerta agilis (Sand lizard)
Lineage: Eukaryota; Metazoa; Chordata; Lepidosauria; Squamata; Lacertidae
Gene: HTD2
Product: hydroxyacyl-thioester dehydratase type 2
Exons: 1
Coding region: 25-546 (173 amino acids)
Source: RefSeq, a predicted model, not a curated record
UGAAAAGCCAGAGCUGUCUUCAAGAUGCAGGUAGCAUGGCUGAAAUGGAGAUUUCUAUGUGCGAGACUCCAACGAACUUGCCCAGCACAGCCAGAUGUUGCCGUCCCACUUGCUCAACCCUCUGUUCAUCAUUUGCACAUACAAGUAGGAGACAAGGCAGAAUUAACCAAGACAUUUACACAGGAGGAUGUUGUUACCUUUUCGAAGUUAACAGGAGACACAAACCCAUUGCAUCUGGAUGAAGACUACGCAGAGAGCUCAAGAUUUGGCAGGAGAGUUGUCCACGGUGUUCUGAUCAAUGGACUCAUCUCUGCUGUUCUGGGUACUAAGAUGCCUGGGCAUGGCUGUGUCUUUCUUUCUCAGGAAAUUCAUUUUCCAUCCCCGUUAUAUGCUGGAGAAGAAGUCUUGGCUGCAGCGGAAGUGAAGAAACUGAAGAGAUGUCUUGCCUAUAUUUCCGUCUCCUGUACUGUUGUAGAAAGUGGCAAAACAGUGAUGGAAGGCACCGUUAAAGUCAUGGUGCCAGACGAUCAGAAAUCACAGAUUUGACCCUAAAUUGCAGUGUAUUAUUGUAGCCGGGGCCAUGAAUAGUUUGCGUGGACAUACAUUUAGAUACUU